Molecule: messenger RNA, 810 nt
Organism: Suhomyces tanzawaensis NRRL Y-17324
Lineage: Eukaryota; Fungi; Ascomycota; Pichiomycetes; Serinales; Debaryomycetaceae
Gene: NCE103
Product: carbonate dehydratase
Exons: 1
Coding region: 1-810 (269 amino acids)
Biological process (GO): cellular response to carbon dioxide; carbon utilization; cellular response to oxidative stress
Cellular component (GO): cytoplasm
Molecular function (GO): carbonate dehydratase activity; zinc ion binding
Source: RefSeq, a predicted model, not a curated record
AUGGGCAGAGAGAACAUCGCACACUAUCAAUUGGAGAAGGAUCAUGAAACUGAUUUGGUGGUUUUGCCAUCGGAAGAAGAGGUCAAGGAUGAGAGAAGGGCUCCAGUGAAGAAGCAAACCUCCCACUCCAACUUCCCCUUCUCGUUGUCGAAGGAGUCUACUAUGGCUGAUUAUUUGCACAACAACCAGUACUACGUGGACUCCAUCAAGCACAACCAUUCAAACCAAAUUUUUGAUUUGAAUGGGAAGGGUCAAUCACCUCACACCUUAUGGAUCGGCUGUUCGGAUUCGAGAGCAGGCGAAGCUUGCUUGUCAACUUUGCCUGGUGAAAUCUUUGUCCACCGUAAUAUCGCCAACGUGGUUAAUGCCAACGAUAUUUCAUCUCAAGGUGUGAUCCAGUUCGCAGUUGAUGUGUUAAAGGUCAAGAAGAUCAUCGUCUGUGGCCAUACUGAUUGUGGUGGUGUUUGGGCUUCUUUGUCAUCGAAAAGAAUCGGCGGUGUCUUGGACUUGUGGUUGAACCCAGUCAGACAUAUCAGAGCUGCAAACUUGAAGUUGUUGAACGAGUAUAACCUGAACCCAAAGGAGAAGGCCAAGAAGUUGGCGGAACUCAAUGUUAUCGCUUCGGUUACUGCGUUGAAGAGACACCCAAGUGCUUCAAUGGCGCUCAAGAACGGCCAAAUUGAAGUUUGGGGGAUGAUGUACGAUGUUGCCACUGGAUACCUUUCUGAGGUUCAAAUUCCAGAUGACGAAUUUGAGGAUUUGUUCCAUGUUCAUGAUGAGCAACACGAAGAUGACUUCAACCCACACUGA